This is a messenger RNA of Ostrinia nubilalis (European corn borer), 1043 nucleotides long. It is a transcript of the gene MagR, whose product is annotated as iron-sulfur cluster assembly 1 homolog, mitochondrial. Gene Ontology annotation, cellular component: cytoplasm; mitochondrion. Gene Ontology annotation, molecular function: 2 iron, 2 sulfur cluster binding. Gene Ontology annotation, biological process: iron-sulfur cluster assembly. The record is from RefSeq and is a predicted model, not a curated record. The transcript is spliced from 3 exons. Lineage: Eukaryota; Metazoa; Arthropoda; Insecta; Lepidoptera; Crambidae. The coding region runs from base 116 to 511 and encodes 131 amino acids.
AGUCAAUUUUAAUUUGUCAAUUUACCACAGCAAAACUUGUUCAUGUGUUAUGAAAUAAAUAAUUGAAUUCAUCUAAAAGAUUCAUAAAUAACUAUAAACAUUACGUUUUUCUAAGAUGGCGACUAAAUCGAUAGCAAGUGCAACGGUUAGAGCAGUGAAAAAGCGAGUGCUACCGUCAAGGGCGGCAUUAGUUCUUACACCUUCUGCUGUGAACAAAGUUAAAGAAAUAAUGGCGAAAGAAGAAGCCAAAGGUUUCAUUGGACUAAAAGUUGGGGUAAGACAGCGGGGUUGUAAUGGAUUGUCUUACACUCUGGAUUACGCUAAAAAUAAAGAGAAAUUAGAUGAAGAAGUCAAACAAGACGGUGUCACUAUCAUCAUUGAUAAAAAAGCUCAGUUAACACUAUUAGGAACUGAAAUGGACUUUGUGGAAGACAAACUAUCAGCUGAAUUUGUGUUCAACAACCCAAAUAUUAAAGGCACAUGUGGAUGUGGAGAAUCAUUUAGUAUAUAAAUAUGACUUUGCGCUGUAACUUUUCAAAUUACAAAUACAGUUAGUCAAGAAGCAACAAAAAAAUUAGCAUAUUGUGUUGGUGCUUACACAUUUUCAAUUGCAAAAAAAUAGGAAAUAGUAUCCUGCUUUGAAUUAGAGCACUUAACGAUAAUUAUAAAAAAUCCAUCAUAACAGUACACUACAGUACACUGCUAAUUUAACAGGAUGACCGACAAAUGUGACAGAUUAUCAUAGUAUGUAUGUAAUUUUUGUGAUAUUAUAUUCAGUAGUAGUACAUAAUUUAAUUAGAUCUGGAAAUCUUAUGAAAAUCUUUUAAAUCAGAAUACUUGAUGAUUCAGCUUUGGCUUAAAUAAUUUAAAUUUUAUUCAAAUUGCCACUAUCCAGAUAGCUGAAAUGUCAUUUUACAAACCUAAAACUUAAAACCUAAGGCCUGGUUUCCAAUUAUAAAUUUUUGGCUUGUGUGCAUCGCAUCUUAUUAUCAAGUUAGAGCUUUUUAUAAUGAAUUAAUUCUUGAGCAGAAGACAAACACAUC